CACGUCAACCUAGAACUAAUAGCAGAAGAGAAAAAUACGUCAAAGUAUUUUCCUCAUUUUGAUUCAACUUUUAUAAGUAAUAGUAUAAACUUUUAUAAUAAAAUAAGUAAGUGUAUCUUGAAAUUGGAAUUAAUUAAUUUACAAUAGUGUCAUUGUUCUAAAGACGUGGAAGUUGCAAAUCCAUUGGUGAAUGAUUUUCAAGUUUUCUUAAAGUGCGUUUUUUUUACAUUCAAUAAUAUCACGGGACUUUAAUCGUAACAGCAAAAAGAGUGUAAAAGAAAGAAAGAGAUAGAGAGAGAGAAAGAGGACAUUUUUCUCAUCAUUUUUUUUAAACAUGGAUAGCAAUAAAGAUGAGGCCGAACGUUGUAUGGAAUACGCGGAAAAAUAUCUCAGUGAAAAAAAAUUCGACGAGGCGGAAAAAUUCUUGAAAAAAGCUCAAAAACUCUAUCCUACAAAACGUGUUGAAGAUUUGUUAACCAGAGUGUCGAUACUUUCCAAACAGAGUAGUCAAAAACCAGAAAGUGAGCCUGAAGUUCGAAAACGACAGAAUGUUACAAAGGAAGGAACACAAACGCAAGCGAACAGUGAUUUUACCAAAGAUCAAAUUGAACAUGUUAAAAGAAUUAAAAAAUGUAAAGAUUAUUACGAGAUUUUGGGAGUGAGUAAAGAAGCAACUGACGGUGAUAUUAAAAAGGCCUAUAAGAAAUUAGCCCUUCAAUUACAUCCGGAUAAAAAUAAAGCUCCUGGAGCUGCCGAGGCUUUUAAAGCCAUUGGAAAUGCUGUUGCUGUAUUGACGGACGUGGAAAAACGGAAACAAUAUGAUUUGUACGGUUCGGACGAAGACAGAAUGCAGAGUUCACAUUCUCAUCAGACUCAUUAUAAUUACUCCCGAGGAUUUGAAACCGACAUUACUGCCGAGGAACUGUUCAACAUGUUCUUCAGGGAUGUUUUUCCACAGCAGGAAUUUUAUAUGCGAAGAUCAGGUGGCAGAUGGACGAGACAGUCAGAUUCACAAAAUCAACACUCUCAUUCUCAGCAACCACAUGGAUACACAACAUUCCUUCAGAUGUUACCUGUACUUUUAUUGAUAGUUUUAACAAUGAUGAGCAGUUUUUUCAUAUCUGAUCCAAUAUACAGUUUGCAUUCUAGCCCUAAAUAUACAGUUCCUAGGACAACACAAAAUCUAAAAGUGUCGUACUAUGUGAAAGAAAAUUUCCACAGUGAGUAUCAGGGCAGUUUGCGACGAUUAGAGAUUUCAGUCGAAGAAGAUUAUUUGAGUCAAUUGAGACAAACGUGUUUCAGGGAAAAGAAUUAUCGUGAAUCAAUGGUAUGGAAAGCGAGAAAUUUUGGUGAUAAUGAUCUUUAUCAACGGGCAAGAAAUAUGGAGAUGCCAUCAUGUAAACGAUUACAAGAAAUGCAAGCAUGAUGGCAUUUAUUUAAUUAUUAAAUUAUACAGUUUUUUGAUGUAUUGUAGAUAGGUAUAUAUAUGUUUUAUUUGCGCGCAUUUCAAUUAAUGAAAAAAAGUCACCAAUUUAAAAUUUUACUUACUUUUUAAAAGAGUGAGUUGAGAGAAUAAGAGAUAAUUAAUUUUUUUUUCUCUUUGAAAUUAGACGUGCUAUAAAAAAAAACUUCUUUAAACAGUACAUCGCUUUACAUUGUGUUUAAUAGUUAUAAUUAUAUAUAUUUAUUAAUGAAAAAUAAUUGCCUUUAACUAAUUUUAAUUAAUUGAACAGAUAGUCGUAAGAGUCACAAAGGUUCUUUAAUAAUACCUUUCGAAAAAAAAACUAGACAUAAUUACAUAAAUAAAAAAGUAUAAAUGCAUAAAAUAAUAGAUUUUUCAUUUGAAAAUUUUAAUAAAAUAGAAAUAUUUCGAAAUGAAAGAAAAAAAAACCGAUUUUCAGUUAAUGAGAACCAGAAGAGUGCAGAGAUUCCUCAAAAAAAAAUAUAGAGAGAAAAAAUAGAAAAAUGUCGAACAAUUUUAUUAUUUAUUGUAACUUUUUUGUUUCUCUUUAUUUUAAUGUUGUAUAUUUAAUAUAUUAUAAAUAUUGUCGAGAUUUGUUUCUUCGGUUGUAAAAUAAGAAAAAGCAUAAUUUAAUCUGUAAAUUAUCGAUAUAAAAAUGUUUGUAUACAACUUUUAAAAAUAUUGCGAAACCACAUUUUCCAUUUGGUUAUAAAUUGUUUAUUAUAAUUGUACCAAAAAAAAAAGAAAAAAAUAAAGAAUUUAAGUCAGUUAAUA
This is a messenger RNA of Leptopilina heterotoma, 2236 nucleotides long. RefSeq names its product dnaJ homolog subfamily B member 12. Gene Ontology annotation, cellular component: endoplasmic reticulum membrane. The record is from RefSeq and is a predicted model, not a curated record. The transcript is spliced from 8 exons. Gene Ontology annotation, biological process: cellular response to misfolded protein. Lineage: Eukaryota; Metazoa; Arthropoda; Insecta; Hymenoptera; Figitidae. The coding region runs from base 335 to 1426 and encodes 363 amino acids. Gene Ontology annotation, molecular function: Hsp70 protein binding.